GCUCAGGAUACCUAAACACAAAACAAAAUAUGGUGAAUAUCCGUGAAUAAUAAAUAUCAUGUAGAGAUAUUUAGUGACAAAUAUUGAACAGAGAAAGAUGUGAUAAAGGUUCUGUGAUUGAAAAUGCAGUGCUUGGUACCAGGCGCGGCGGAGCUUGCUCAGCUCGGCAAGGGUAGCUGGGGUCGGCGCGACUAGCUGGGCGGGUUCACAAGGAUCAGCUGAUUCCUCAGGUUGAAGAGUAAGGUUGUGACGAAGAACAGCUCCAAGAUGGUGGUUAACGAGGAGGAUGUUGUUAAUAUUAUGGCUGGGAUGGAACACGCCGGAGGGAUCAAACUCAACGAUCAUAAACGGAAACUCAAAAACAGAUUUGAGAUAUGUCGAAAGCUUGGACAAGGAACCUAUGGAAAAGUACAGCUGGGGAUCAAUAAAGAAACAGGGCAAAAGGUGGCGAUCAAGACGAUUAAGAAAAGUAAGAUCGAGACCGAGGCAGAUCUUAUUCGAAUUCGUCGUGAGAUACAGAUCAUGUCCUCAGUUCAGCAUCCGAAUAUUAUUCAUAUCUACGAAGUGUUUGAGAACAAGGAGAAGAUGGUUCUUGUAAUGGAGAUUGCUGCUGGAGGAGAACUAUACGAUUAUCUCAGUGAGAGGAAGAGUUUAGAGGAAGGAGAGGCAAGGAGAAUAUUUAGACAGAUCUCUACAGCAGUCUACUACUGUCACAAGCACAAUAUCUGCCAUCGUGAUCUGAAGCUGGAGAAUAUCCUGUUGGAUGAGGAGGGCGGAGCUAAAAUUGCAGAUUUCGGUUUGAGCAACGUGUUUGACCGGAAGAACCUACUGAGCACGUUCUGUGGAAGCCCGCUCUACGCCUCCCCGGAGAUUGUCCGAGGGUGUCCUUACCAGGGACCGGAAGUAGACUGCUGGUCUCUGGGGGUGCUGCUGUACACCCUAGUGUACGGAGCUAUGCCAUUCGAUGGAUCUAACUUUAAAAGAUUGGUGAAACAGAUCACGACAGGAGACUAUUAUGAACCCAAGCAACCAUCAUCUGCGUCAAGUUUGAUCCGAGGCAUGUUAACCGUAAAGGCUGAAGAGAGAGCGAAUAUAAUAGAUAUCUGUUCCCACUGGUGGAUUAAUGAUGGAUACACCAGGAACUGUCUGGAGGAGGCAGAGUACCUCGCCUCCCUUACCCCGGUCAGGUUGGAUCUUCUUCUCUCCCUCACGAGGCAGGAGAAAAGGGAACCUCCGGAUGAAGCUAAAUCAGAGGUGACGACACCAACGAACAAGGAGACUCCAACCAUUGAUAUUGAGGAGAUACCUGUAGAUGCCUCUAUUCCAGCUGGAGUGGAGGAGUGUGAUGUUUCUCUCUCAGAGGAACCUGAAGAUAGAUCACCAGCAGUGAGCAGACGGAAACAGGAUCACAAACGUAAACUUGACGAACGAUCUAGUCUCACAGAGGCAGAGAUGACUGCUAAAAAGGUGGAUACUCGGGACUCUGAUGAUGUUGUUAUCCCUCCUCCUCCAACCAGAGCUGCUAUCCCUGAACCCAUGGAGAGCGGAGAGGAUCAGGUUUAUGAAAGACCAAGAAAGAUGAACAUGGAAGAUAAAAGAGCAAGUGUUGAUAUGGAGAAGACUCCUAAAGUGAGGAGAAAGCAUAAGUCCUCUGGUGAUCUUAUAGUUACUAGAACACCAGAACCGGAGAAAAGACCUGCUCCGGUUACACCUAAGACACCGAGAACCCAGAGAGGGUUUAAAAAGGAAGCUGAACCUUUUGAAAGACCUGAACCCCAGGCUUCUCCGAGACCACCUAGGCAGACUCCUCCCCCGAUAGAAAGCUUAGAAUCUGAGGAGAGAACUAGGCUGGGGACUGGUAUUAAACCCCAGGAUGAAUCCAGUCCUCCGCCACUCCCGGAGAAGAAAAGGAAACCUGUUUCCAGUGAUAAGCAUGAGGAUGAAUCUACUCGGAUGGAUCAAACAUUCACAAGUGAGGUUAGAGUUAAAACCAAUGAACUCCUAUCAGGUCCCAUGAACGGAGAUCUAGGGCAGAAAACAGACUUUAAUACUGAAAGUAAAAGUGAAAUGAUAAAUACUCAGAGUUUCCCCAACUGUGAUUUAGUGUGUGAACCUUCUAAUGAGAACUCAGCUGUGAUAUCUGAUGUGAAAUCUUACAAGGACAACAUACUUGAGCCGGAGAAAGCCUCAAUGAGUUCUCUCUCUCCUGACAUUAGGUCUCCUGUUUCUUCCUUGUCAAAGGAAACGGGUAUUGAGACUCAUGUCUCAGAAGAGAGUGUGAGUGGAAAGUCAAGCAAGCCAACUGAGCCAGAGCUAACCCCGCUUAUAUUAUCCUCUACCCUUGAUACUGGCAACUAUCCAACUAAAGAUACAGAUUAUAACUGCAAAUCUGAUAAUGAUUCAACAAUUGAAAACUUACAAACAUUGAGUAAAAGUCAAACUCAAAUAUCAACUCAAGAGUCAGAAACUAAAUCAGAUAGAUUAGUUAAACCCCACCCAACUAAACAGGUAGAUGUUGAGAACAAUCAUCAUGAGAUAGUUCCACCCCCCUGGGUUAAAUCAGAGUCUUCAAAAUCUCAGAUAUGUUCCCCUCAACCACAAAGACAGGAAACCUUUGCCCAUGAGUCAAAUGGCCAUGCUACUUCAACACCAGUAGCUAUACCUAAAGUGUUGAGUGCUGAAAUCAAGGUUUUAUCUCCGGAUCUUCCAACCUUUUCUCCAAAACUUCAAAGAAAGACUACUGAAGUACACCAGACUGCUCUGAUCAAUGGAUAUUCUAAUCCUACCCCAAAGGCAACUUCUCCCAAAGUUCAGAGUCCACCUAGAGUAUCUUCUCCUCCCCCGAAACACCCUAGUGCUCAAGGGAGUAAAGAAAACUCUAAACCUUCAAUUAACAACCUUCCCAGACUAGUCAUUAAACCUAAUGAAUCUAAACCUUCUCAGGAGAGAGAAAUAAAAGAGUCUACCCCUUCUAUUAACAACCUUCCAAAACUAAAAACAGUAACACAACCUGACCCAGAGAAGCAAUCUAGCAAUGGAUUGCUCAGUCCUAAGAUUGAACCUCCACUAGUCAAACCUUUCCCUGGAAAAUUGUCCCAACCUGCUGCUCUAGUCAAGACAGGAAGCCCUAAAUCUCUCAUAAAUAACAUUCCAAAACCAUUCAAAUCUGAAAAUGAAAAAUCAUCAACUGAGAUUUCUAAUGGGCCUGUUAUUCAAUCACCGAAGAUUAAAAUGGAUGCAAAAAUAUUGUUCCCGUCCGUUUCCUCGAAUCAGAUUCAGCAAAGUGGAGUUACCUCGGCAGCAUCUACACCAAAACCUUCUCCUAGUAUACCUCAGCCUAUUCCCAGUGUAGUACAGCCUAUUCCCAGUUUAUCCCUUCCUUCACCUAGCAUAGUUCAGCCUGCCUCUAGCAUAUCUAAACCUACUCUUAGCAUACCUCAACAUACUUCAAGCAUAUCUGAACCUGCUGCUAGUAUAAAUCAACCUGCUUCUAGCAUGCCUGAACCUAUUCCUAGUGUACCUCAACCUACUCCAAGUACAGUACCUAAACUAAUCCCUAGUGUACCAAAACCUACUCAACCCCAAGCAGCUACAGCUCCUGUUACUGAUCAGAUUACACCUAAAGUUGAUUCCCUGCUUCCGCCAAUAAAGCAACCAGCUCAGGCCACAAAAAGCACGGAUUCAGUAGGUUCGUGUGUUUCUCUCUCUUCCGAUGAGGAACAUAAAUCCCAACGAAGUUCUCCGGUAAUACUUCCUAAACCAAAUGGUCCAAACAUUAACUAUUCAACCCUCUCUCCCUCUAGCUCCGGGUCUACCCUGGAUAGCAAUGGAAAGAAGGGUCCGGAGAAGAGGGAUUCUAAGGUUAUAAAAGCUGCAGCUUACUGGAAUAAUUAUAUUGGAGAAGUAACCUCUAAAUCUAAACCCCAGUCUAAUCCCAAGAUGAUGGAUAAACCUAAGAAGAUAAUCAGUGCUGGGAUUGGUGAGAGAGGUCUAAAGGAACUGACAAGUGCAUUUGAACAGGGUAAAUCUGUACAACCAGAGGAUAAGUUUACACUAUUGAGACGGAACUCUAAAAAGUCUAACGUUGAGAGCUGUAAUCCUGGUCUUAGAGUAAAUGAUGCAAAGUCAGUGUUUGAAAAGAAGUUUCAACAAACCGAGACACCAAGAUUGACAAGAAGAGGUAGUUCCUCGCUAGAGAAACCAAAGUGGGGACAACCGAAGGAAUCCAAUCUAAAAUCCAAUCAAGAGAAUGACAUCAGUGAUGGAGGAAUCAGUCCGUCCAAAUCAACAGAUUCAGAAAAAUCUGAUAGAAAAGAAUCAACCCAGAAAGUUAUUGAAAUGUCACCUGAAUCUGUUGCAGCAAAAUUACAGAUUUCUGAACCUAGUUCUACCAAAGAAAAGAAAGUUGAAAAUAAAAAAGAACAGAAAUUAACACCAGCAGUUGAAACUAUUACAAAAAUAGGAGAAGACACAAAAAAUAAUAUACAAACCGAUGAUUCGAAACCAAUCUCUGAAGGAGGUUUAAAACCAUCCAAUCCAACAACUGCUCAACCUAAACCACCAACUAGUCCUAAGCCUAAAGUAAAGAAAGAAGACCUCAAAAUAAUCGAAAAGAAUAUCUUAAAAAAUGUUGAUGAAAACUUAGGUCAGAUAAAAAAUGAAAACUCCAACCUGAUUCCUGCGCUGUCUGCAACUGAAAAAGAUGUUGCAGAAAAGGCUGUUAUAGUGAAGCUUAAGGAAAAUGAUAAUAAGCCGCCAGAUUUGAAACCAUCAGAGAAGGUUUCAGAUUUAUCCAAACCUCCUCUCACUACAGUUAAAACUGGUGAGGUUACAAAGAUUGUAUUUAAAAACAAAAUUAAACAUGAGGAGGAGAAAAAUAUAAAUGGUAUGGAAAAUAAUGAAACCAGCAAUAACUUCAAAGAAAACGAUCCUCCAAGACUGAUCAUAAAAACUGUCAAGAUCAAAAGUCCAGAACCUGAGAAAACAGAAAAGGUUAAAUCUCCUGAACCCAACCUCAAUGAAAUUAGGAGUACACUGAAAAAAGUUCCACAUGUUGCAGGAAGCAGGAAAACCACAGAAAAUGAUUCUGAAAAACUUACAUUAGAGAAAAAGAUUGAGUCUAAGGAAGAAAAGUUAGAAGUAAACACAUUCAAUACAGAGGCCAUAGAAACAAAAACCAAUCUCAAAAGUCAAUCAGAAGAUUCUAGAUUGGAUACAUCAAAGGAUAAUGACACUGUAACCAGUCCUCCGGUAAAAGAACGAAUUAUUCCAAUCACGUUUGUUAAUGAAAACAUUGUCCCUAAACCAUUCAUAGCUGAUGUGGAAAAUAUUGCUUCCAGCCCUAAAGACUCGGCUCAAACUGCAGAACGAAAUGAGCAUCACAUUCCAAUCCGUGUUGAGGGUGGAUUAAGAUAUUCAAGUAGAUCUGACCAUCCUGAAGAGGAUAUGGAGCGGAAUGAAAUACUGGAUAAUUUUAAUGCCAGUAAUAUAUCUAGAAGACGAUGGGGAAGUAGAAAGAAACGUAUGAGCUCAGCAUUUAGUGAUUCCAGUGUUUCAGAUGAUGAUGCACUUGCUUCUUUUGCAGGUUUGCAAAAAUACACGUCAUAUGGAAAGCAUGGAUUGAUAGAACAGCCAUUGUUUCGGUUGAAAAAGACCAGACCACCUUUCUCAAACGACAAAACAGAAAGUUUUUCUAGCGGCGAGGAAGAUGAUUUUGAUGACGACGGUUUCCAGGAGAUGACAGCUGAAAACCUGUUCUCCACCUUGUUGUCAAGAGUUAAAAGCUUGACAAGAAGGAUCCAUGAUGAGCAUGAUGAACACAUAAACUGGCAAAGAUCCAGACAUGGUCCUCCUAAACUUAAUCCAGGUGGAACCCAUGCUAGGCUGGAGAGAACAGCACAGAGAAACUCCAUCAAAAGAUCUGGGGACGGAUAUUCAAGACAAUCUUCUGCAUAUGAUGAUUCUUCCUCACAGAGAUCCUUUGAUGAUUCCCCAUCUAAUAAGUCUUAUAACUCCGGGUAUACCCCAACCAGGAUAUACAACAGGAGUAACUCUAACAACGAAUCAGAUAGCAGGUACUCUACAGGAAGCCCGUCGUAUUCCACCGGAGGUUCCAUUAAAAGGUAUGAUGAGAGUGACACUGCAAGCAAUUUCUCUAACAGUGUCUCUGUUACCAGUUCUCAAAGGCUUCGGCCUGGGUACUUACCUCCACCAGCUAACCAUAACACUAUCAAUGCAUCCAAUAUUAACUAUCCUAGUUCUAAUUCUAACGACCUAGAUGCUCAAUACUUUGCUCAAAAUUUAACACCUAAAGCAAGUGAGGCGUAUGAACGUAAUAUUCCUAUAAGUGUGCAUAAGAGUUAUAAUUCUGAUAGUCCCGGUAGUUCCAAACCUGGAACUCCGUUGCCUACUCCAGGAGUUUAUAUGAAACAUAUGAAACCUUUUUCACUCAAUUCAACUGAUAAUUAUGAUAGAUUGGAGUCCACAGACCAAUCUGUUGAUACUGGAGACAGGCAAAGGAGGGUUUCAAGGUUUCUCCGGCCGGACUUUUAUGAAAUACCCAAGGAAGAUAGUAUAUAUGCUAAAAUGAAAGAGCUUGAGGAAGAGGAUAAGAAGAAACCAAGGUUCCUUCGAGUUGUUCAAUCUAGAAACCGAGAAAGUACUUCAGGACGAUCCACUCCACUGGAGAUGGGAUCUUUCUCCGAGGAUAGAUCUAGAUCAGACACCAGAACUCCAGUCCUCGACUAUGGAGACUCAUCCACUCCAAUAAGCGAAGGAGGUGCCAGGACAUCUUAUCACAGACCUUUGAUACAUGAACACAACCAACACUCUAGAAAGAAACAUUCAGUUGAAAAUACAGAUGCUGAGCAGGAUGCUCUCCUAGCUGGUAUUACCAAGCUUAGAAGACAAGGGUUAGAGCACUCCAACGAAGUGAGCGAGAUUUCAGACGGAUUCCGAACCCCUGAAGAUACAGAGUCCAUCACCUCAGAUAUAUUCGGUGUUCCUGAUUUUGUUGCUGAGGGAGAGGAUUCAUUCCGUGAGAGGUUGGGACGAUCCCCCUACCUCUCCAGGAUGGAUGAUUCAAGGGGAGCGGAUAAGAAACUAACCCGGAGAAGUAUCUCCAAAGAGUUGUUUGAUGAUCCCCCAACCAGAUACACAUCUGCCCGACCUGUAGCACGACGUAGUGUAUCCAGAGAACUGUUUGAUAUGAAAUAUAAUACUGGUAAAACAUCUCCUUACACACUUUCUGAUUACACAACACAAACCACAACCAGUCCAAUAUCCAGGAGAACCUCCAGAUACUCUCGGGAGGAAACAAAAGAUCCUGAUAUAUCCGAAGAUACUGGGGUUUCCUCUGGAUACAGAUCAUCCUACCUAGAUCCUGACAGGUCUAGAUCCAUCUCUCAGUCCAGGGGAUCUGGAUCCAGACCUGACUCCCUCCCGUCCCGACCCCUAUUUUCAUCUACAGGGAGAUCAAAUACACAAAAUGAAAUUUAUCGAGGUUCUCCCUUGACCGUAGGACGGCACUCUGAGGACGAGAGCAGUCUAGGACGCUCCUAUGGCGGGAGUUUGAAGGAGAGGAACCGCCAGGACUGGAGAAGGAUUUCUGUACCGGAGAGAGGGAAGGAUUUUAACAGUCUGCCAAGGAAGUACAACAGGUACAGCAGUAUAGUAGAGAGAGGGUCUCCUUAUCUAGGUUCAAAAUCUGAUCUAUCCAGUAUCUCUACCCUCCCUCCUCCCUCUCCCUCUGUUAGACGGAGUUCAACCCAGGAUAUCCUCGCAAACUCUCGUCUCCGUCGCUCCGGAACCUUCGAUACGCACGACCUUUACAGAGACAGGACGGAGAGACAAAGAACUCCGUGUACACGAGAUAGUACAACCUUCUCCAGAGAAGGGAGUGUUUAUUCCCGGGAAACUCCCGCUCCCUCCCAUCGGGAGAACUCCAGGUACUCUCCAAGAGACUCGGCAUUUUCCAGAGAUAAUUCGGUGACCUCCGUACGUGAGAUACCUAAUUACACACGUGAGAUACCUAAUUACACACGUGAGAUACCUAAUUACACACGUGAGAUACCAACCUACGCACAACGCACGGUUGGAAAUUUCUCCGAGGAGCCGAGUUAUACACGUGAGACUCCAAACUAUUCAAGAUACUCAUCAAUACUAGAUGACAAGCAUAACUGGGGGUUUAGCACACUUAGAAGACGACAUUCAAGAAAUGGUUUUCCUUAAUAUCCUAUGUAAUGUCCUAACCUGAAUAUUCAACUAAAUAUCCUUGAUAAUCCACUAAAUGGCCUUAAUAAUCCACUAAAUAUUCUUAAUAAUCCACUAAAUAUCCUUUAUAUUCCAGUAAAUAUCCUUAAUAAUCCACUAAAUAUCCUUAAUAUUCCACUAAAUAUCCUUGAUAUUCCAUUAAAUAUCCUUAAUAAUCCACUAAAUAUCCUAAAUAUUCCACUAUAUAUCCUUUAUAUUCCACUAAAUAUCCUUGAUAUUCCACUAAAUGUCCUUGAUAUUCCACUAAAUAUGUUUGAUUAUUCCUAAAAAUAUCCUUGAUAUUCCACUUAAUAUGUUUUAUAUUCCAAUAAAAAUCCUCGAUUUCCUAUAACAUCCUUUUUAUGUGACACAAGCCAGACAUUUUUCAAAUUUAACAAAAAAUAUUCGUCUGUUUAUCCAAUUCUUGUAAUUCUUAAUGUUGUAGGUUUUACUCUUUAAUAAUUCAAAAAUAUUAUUUUACUUUAAAGAAUGUAAAAAUAUCCAUUUUAAGUCAGGUUGGCGUUUUUAAGUAAAUUCUUAGUUUCUCACCUUUCUUUGGUUUUGUUAAUUAAUUUAGCUCCUUCUGAUUAAAUUACUUGAUUCUAAUAUGUUGGUUGGGCUGUACUUACAAAAAUACUUUAUAGAAAAACAAAUAUUAUCCAAGAAAAUAAAGUCGAGAAAUGUGAACUUAUAAAGAAAAUGUUUACAAAAUGUUUUUAAUG
Molecule: messenger RNA, 8972 nt
Organism: Eurytemora carolleeae
Lineage: Eukaryota; Metazoa; Arthropoda; Copepoda; Calanoida; Temoridae
Product: titin homolog
Exons: 12
Coding region: 268-8229 (2653 amino acids)
Biological process (GO): protein phosphorylation; microtubule cytoskeleton organization; intracellular signal transduction
Cellular component (GO): cytoplasm
Molecular function (GO): tau-protein kinase activity; ATP binding; protein serine/threonine kinase activity
Source: RefSeq, a predicted model, not a curated record